Molecule: messenger RNA, 1548 nt
Organism: Gracilinanus agilis (Agile Gracile Mouse Opossum)
Lineage: Eukaryota; Metazoa; Chordata; Mammalia; Didelphimorphia; Didelphidae
Gene: MARVELD3
Product: MARVEL domain containing 3
Exons: 3
Coding region: 15-1367 (450 amino acids)
Cellular component (GO): membrane
Source: RefSeq, a predicted model, not a curated record
CCUGGAGUUAGGAAAUGGAAGGGGCUCCGGAAGCUCGGGACUCCCGCACCCGGGAGAGACCGAGGGACCGAGACCACCGUCCGGAGAGACACAGAGAGAGAGACCAGCGCCCGGAGAGACAGCGGGACAGAGACCAUGGCCCGGAGAGACACCGAGAGAGAGACCAGCGCCCAGAGAGACAGCGGGACAGAGACCAUGGCCCGGAGAGACAGCGGGACAGAGAUAGACGGCGGGACCGAAAUGAGGACAGAUCGAGAGACACAGAGCGGGACCGGCGAGGGGACCGAGAUGGGAACAGGCAGGGGGACCGAGAUCGGGACCGGCGGGGGAACAGAGACUGGGACCGGCGGGGGGAUGGGGACAGACGGGGGGACCGAGACGAGGGCAUGCGAAGCGAGCGAGACCACCGCCUGGACGGACAGAGGGACUGGGAGCACCCCCGCUCAAACGGACAAAGGGUUCGGGAAAAAUCCCGCCAAAGCAGGGCCCAGGACGUAGCUUGGCAGCAGGCUCGGGACAGAUCCCCUCCCCCCUGGUCUGCCCUGGGGGGGCCGCAAGAGCCUUGGGCCCCGAGGAAGGCGAAGUUCGGUCUCCCCGAGAGUGACUACCCUUCAGGUAGAUCUCUGCCCUUCAGUCCAAGACGUGAAUUGGAAGAGCUGGAAUACUACCAGUCGGAGGCUGCAGGACUUUUGGAAUGCCACAAAUGCCGAUACCUGUGCACUGGGAGAGGUGUGGCACAGAUAGUGGAAGUGAUAUUGAAUGGCAUGGUUCUCAUGUGUAUUGUCGCCUCCUACUUUGUCCUGGCUGGUUUCAGUGCCAGCUUUGCAAGCAGUGGCUUUGGGAACAACUAUUACUCUCCCUUUGAAGGGACGGAGCUGGAGCAGGUUCGGCAACUGGACCAGCAGUAUACGGUCCUCCGAGCACCACUCGUAUAUGGCGGCUUGGCUGUCUCCCUAGGACUUGGGGUCCUCACCAUGGGCGUUUUACUCCAAGGAGCCAAGAGCCUGGAGAAGCUGCCUGGGAAGUGGCUGAUCGUGGAAGCCAUCUUUAGCCUCUUGGCGGCUGUGGGCUACUGCAUUGGCAUUGGCGUCUUCCUUCAUGUGGCUCUGCGGAUCAAUGCCACCGACACCUGCAAAAAGCGAGAGAGGAUGUACGCGCGGAAUGGGCUCACCUGGAUGAACUGUCAGCUGGCAGGCACUGAUGGGGCAGCAGCCACCUUUGCUUGUCUUCUGGUCAUCAUGUAUGGAGUCAGUGCUGUGCUGGCCAUCCGCAGUUAUAGGCAGCAACAGCGAUACUGCAAAGAUGGCCGAAAACAACACAGCAUGGUCCAAGGUCCGCUGGAAUACUGGGGGUCAGGAACUCUAUGAGAGUUUCCUCUGCAACCCGCUCCCCCCACAAAUUCCCAAUUCCCCAGGUUUCAACUACGUUUAUUAUAGCUUUCAAAUUUUACUUUCCAUUUUAAAUCGCACACUGGAUUGUUCCCAUUUUUUACACCAUCGAUUAUGUAUAAAUUUUCUUUUUAAAGGUACCAGUUGUGAAAAGUGCCCA